Rhinichthys klamathensis goyatoka is the source of this 1185-nucleotide messenger RNA. RefSeq names its product dehydrogenase/reductase (SDR family) member 13a, tandem duplicate 1 (gene dhrs13a.1). The transcript is spliced from 5 exons. Bases 31 to 987 code for a protein of 318 amino acids. Lineage: Eukaryota; Metazoa; Chordata; Actinopteri; Cypriniformes; Leuciscidae. The record is from RefSeq and is a predicted model, not a curated record.
UAUAGCCGUUAUUGCUCUGUUCUUUUGAACAUGUUUACCGUUCUGCUUAUUUGCGGAGGACUCGUGGGGUUUUACCUGCUGCUGUGCGUGACGCUGUUGCAACUGCCAAAAUGUAAAAGUACAGCCAAACUGCACGGGAAGACGGUGGUCGUGACUGGAGCAAACACGGGUAUCGGCAAAGCCACCGCGCUGGAUCUGGCGAGAAGAGGAGCUCGUGUGAUUCUAGCCUGCAGGGAUGAAAGCAGAGCUCAGGCUGCUGUCACAGACAUCCAGAGAGAAACAGGAAACAAAGAGGUGGUGUAUAUGCACUUGGAUCUGGCCAGUCUGAAGUCUGUGAGGUCUUUUGCUGAAAACCUUCUCAAGAAAGAAUCCAGAUUAGACAUUCUUAUCAACAAUGCAGGACUUGUAAUUGCUGGCAAGACUGAGGAUGGCUUUGGAAGGAUCUUUGGCGUCAAUCACCUCGGUCACUUCCUGUUAACCGUCCUGCUGUUGGAACGGUUAAAAGAGUGCGGCCCCAGCAGAGUUGUGACUGUGUCUUCAAUGGCCCAUUGGUGGGGGAAAAUUGAUUUCAACUGCAUCAACACUCAUAAAGAUUUGGGUUUAGGAAAUUCAGCAUUGGCCUUACUGAAGUUGUACAGUCACAGCAAACUCUGCAAUAUCCUCUUUACACACGAGCUGGCCAAGAGACUCAAAGGCACAAAUGUCACCUGCUACAGUCUUCAUCCAGGGGCAAUUAAAACCGACAUCGGUCGUCACAGCAAUCUAUGGUGGCGGCUGUUCUUGGCACCAAUUUUGCUGCUUUUCUUUUCGGAUGUGGAUUCUGGAGCUCAGACGUCUCUUCACUGUGCACUUCAAGAGGGCCUUGAGCCCCUGAGUGGACGCUACUUCUCUAGCUGUGCAGUGCAGAAUGUUCCUGCUAAAGCCAGAGAUGAUGCAGCUGCCAAAAAGCUUUGGGAAGUCAGCGAGAGUCUCGUUGGUUUAGCAUGAGAGCAUCAGCUUUAUUGCAUUUGCAUCUGUAUAGAUUUGCACUUGCACAGUCUAGUGGCACCUGUGGUCGACUCAACUGUAUUGGAUAAAGCUUAUAAAAAGCCUGUGUAGAAGACUUGUGGUUCAUAACAUGCUCUGAACGCAACAGAAGGGCUGUUUAAUUCCUCUAAUAAAUAUGUCCUUUGAUUGUUUUACAAA